Molecule: messenger RNA, 3428 nt
Organism: Talpa occidentalis (Iberian mole)
Lineage: Eukaryota; Metazoa; Chordata; Mammalia; Eulipotyphla; Talpidae
Gene: CEACAM1
Product: CEA cell adhesion molecule 1
Exons: 9
Coding region: 139-1707 (522 amino acids)
Biological process (GO): signal transduction; regulation of immune system process
Cellular component (GO): plasma membrane; cell surface
Molecular function (GO): protein tyrosine kinase binding
Source: RefSeq, a predicted model, not a curated record
AAGCCCUCCUGAGGAAGGAGGAGGCUCGGCACAGAGGAGGAAGCACCUCAGCGCUGACACUCAGGAGCAGCUGUGCUUGGGAGCCUUUCUGGAGCCCCAGGUCUUCUCUCAGAAGGUGCAGAGCAGGCAGCAGACGCCAUGGAGGCGCCCUCAGUCCUUGGACAUAGAAGCCGAGUCCCCUGGACGGGGCUCCUGCUGGCAGUCUCACUCUCAACCUUCUGGAUCCCGCCAGUCACUGCCCAGGUGACUGUUGAACCAGAGCCUGCUAAUGUUGCUGAAGGGAAAGAUGUUCUUCUGCGUGUCUACAAUUUGUCAGAGGAACCUCUAAAAUAUGACUGGUAUAAAGGAAAAGGUGUGGACAAAAGUCAAGCUAUUAUAUCCUAUAGAUUAGACACUCAAAAUACCAUCCCCGGGCCUAUGUACAGCAGUCGAGAGACUAUAUACCCCAGUGGAUCCCUGCUCAUCCGGAACGUUACCAAGAACGACACAGGAGACUACUAUGUAUUAGUUUUAUACAAUAAUUCCUUAACCAGUGAUGGAGAAUCGGGACGGUUCCAAGUACUUGAGGAGUUACCCAAACCCAACAUCACAAGCAACAACUCGGACCCUGUGGAGCACAAAGACACUGUGGUGUUAACAUGUGGACCUGAGACUCCGGACACAACCUACCUGUGGUCCAUCAACAGCCAGAGCCUCCCGGACAGUGAUAGGAUGCAGCUAUCCAAGGACAACCGGACCCUCACGCUACUCCGUGUCACCAGGACUGACACGGGACCCUAUGUGUGUGAGACCUGGAACCCAGUGAGUGCCCACCGCAGCGACCCAUUCACCCUGAAUGUUCUCUAUGGCCCGGACACCCCCACCAUCUCCCCCUCAGAGUCCAAUUACCACACAGGGCAAGUUCUCAACCUCACCUGCCAUGCCGCCUCUCACCCACCCGCACACUAUUCCUGGCUGAUCAAUGGGAGUCAUCAGCAGUCCACACAGGUGCUCUUUAUCUCCAACAUCACUAAGAGUAAUAGUGGAUCCUACACCUGUCUUGCCUACAACAACGCCACUGGACUCAAUAGUACCACAGUCAAGGUUAUCAGCGUCUCUGUGUCAUUGGCACAGCCCUUCAUCCAAGCCAACAGCACCCACCUCACUGAACAUAAGGACAGCGUGGCCCUGACCUGCAUCACAAGAGACACUGGGAUCUUCAUCCUGUGGCUCUUCAAUAACAACAGUCUGCAGCCCACAAACAGGAGGAUGCUGUCUGAAGACAACCGCACCCUCACCAUCAGCCCUAUCAUGAGUGAGGAUAUUGGGGAGUAUCAGUGUGAGGUCUCCAUCGGGGACAUUGCUGUCAAAAGUAGCCCCUUCACUCUGACUGUGAUAUCUGCUGAGCCUGGGUCUCCUGGCCUUUCCCCUGGAGCUAUCGCCGGCAUCGUGAUUGGAGUCCUGGCUGGAGUAGCUCUGAUAGGAGGCCUGGGGUACUUUCUGUAUCGCAAGAGGACUGGAGGGACAAUCGACCAUCGUGAUCUCACAGAAAACAAACUCUCAGCCUCCAGUCACAGUCAGGAUCAUUCUGACAACUUAACUAACAAGACGGAUGAAGUUGCAUAUUCUUCUCUGACCUUCAAUGCCCAGGGAUCAAAGACACCAGUUUCAUCCUGCCCAUCCCCAGCAGCCACAGAAACGGUUUAUUCAGAAGUAAAAAGGAAGUAAUGCAAUGGUCCUGCUCACAGCACUGCUGAUUUGUUCCAAGUUUCUCACCUGGACUCCAGAGGAGAUCCCUUUACCCUCAGGGAGAAGAAGAAGCCUCUUUCCUCCCUGCACCCUCCUCAGGUGGCCUCUCCAGGCUGCCUGGUCACAGACACUCCCUUCAGGGUCAACAGAUGAAAGGGAACAUCCUGGAGUCUGCAGGAAACCCAACCUCCUCCUCUCUGAAAUUGGGCAAAACAAAUUUAGGGAGACAGUUGUCAGAACCUCCUGCCCCUCCCCUCCCCAGAUCCAGACUUGUUUUAAUCGUACCUAUCCAGAGCACACUCAUUCAUCCCCACCAGGGUCCUGUGCUCUCUGAGGGUAACCUGAAUUUGCCAUCAUCUUGAGAGUUCUGACAUCCAUGUGCCUGAAAAGAAGAGAUAAAAAAAGUAAAACUAAAAGCUCUGUCUCUCCAACACCCAGUAUGAACCCACCCUCUACAGGAAAGCAAAUAUGUAACCAAAUCUGAAGUGGAAAAUUCUCCACCUUUGCCACUGUCAGUGUUGUCUGCCCAUAGGAACAGGCGUCUGGGAAUCUUGCUGCUUAGCUAAAAUACCGACUAGAAACAACUGGGAAAACUAUUUGCCAAGGUACACAGGCGAUUCCACAUGAGAAAAGCACAUGUGUUUUGGCAACUUUACGGGCUUUACUCAGAGAUAUGCCCACAAAGGGAGGGGUUACAACUUUAGGGGGCAGUGGCUCUUUCAAUAGAGACAAUUGCUGGGAAUUUGAGAAAGGAAUUUGAGCACUAUCCUUCACAAAUCAUUUAAGUGAUUGUUAAACAAUGCAUAUUUUAGGGGGUUUCCUGAGACAUUCUGCCAUUUUAAUGUUACCAACUGCUUAUUUAUGUAAAACGGGUUGUUUUUACUUAGCUGUUUCAGCAGACUACCUUAAGUGAAAGAAGCCACUCAAACUCCACAGGUCCCCUUGGCCAGAAACUCCUCAAAGCUCUUUUAUCAGGGACUACAAAUAAAAAAGAAGCAGCAGCUUUCCUCACUCAUGGUUAGAAAUAGGUCUAGCUCAGCUUCCGAGCACCUCAGCCCCAUCAUCAACCACCAUUCUGUUCCUCACUUCUGCCCAUGUGUGUUCUCUCUGCCCUCCUACCUACUUUCUCAGGAGACUUGGCCUCUGCUAAGGUGUAUUUGAAGUGGGAACAGAAGAGUGUCACUCAGGCUACUAGCAUGUGGAACCUAGAAAGCUGCACUGGAACUGAUGUUCCUUAGGACACUAGGGCGAAGAGAAGGUGCCAGAACACAAGGGGAGAAUUUUAACUGGUCAGAGGCUUCCUGGACAGCCUCUGUAAUAUGCUUUCUCCCAUGGGGUCGAUGAGUCCAAUGUAGCAGAAUACAAAGGGAGGGCAAGAGGAGAGGCAAAUGACUUUCCCGCCCAGCCUCCUCCUCCUUACACACAGAUGGACUCUCCUUGGGGCUGGCGAGAAAGAUUCUGUUCUGUAUUACUUGAUCUCAUGUUGUGCCUAACCCUCCCAGAAAGAGAGUUAAUCAUGAGCUCUCUGUACUCAGGUGCCUCCCCCAGGGUUUUCUAACCCUGACCCAGACUGUCUAUACUUCUCUCAUCCAUGUGAUUUGGUGUUAUUUAACUUUGCCUGACUCAGGCCAUUCCUGGUCUAGAUGUAAGAUUUAUGGCAUAUUUAUAAUAAAAAUGGUGUAUCAUGCAUCGACACGCUG